AUGGGCCAUGGGCACUCUUCCAUAGCACUGCCCGCCGGACCCAGCGCGAUCGAGACGUCCGAUCUCUCAGACCUCACCUUUGAGCGAGCAUUGGGCGGUGCUCGAUUCCUGAGGACGGUCCGAGCCAGGCAUCAGAAUGGUGUCGUGGUGGCCAAGGUCUGCCUGAAAUCAAAUCCAAACGUCACCUUUGACAGGUACUCGAAGCCUCUACGAGCAGAGCGACAGAAGCUCCGUGGUAUCCCAAACGUCCUGCCAUAUGCGCGCAUCAAGGAGACGAGCACGAUAGGAGUGCUGGUACGGCAGUUUGUUCACUCGUCACUCUACGACCGCAUCAGCAUCCGGCCCUUCCUGGAAGACAUCGAAAAGAAAUGGAUCGCGUUUCAGUUGCUCUGUGCGCUACGAGACUGUCACUCUCGGGGCGUCUUUCACGGCGAUAUCAAGUCCGAGAACGUCAUGGUGACUUCGUGGGCAUGGGUCUAUCUGACCGAUUUUGCCGCAUCAUUCAAACCCGUAUAUCUGCCUGAAGACAAUCCGGCCGACUUCUCCUUCUACUACGAUAGCUCCGCACGCAGGACGUGCUAUCUCGCUCCCGAGCGUUUCCUGGCGACAGGCCAAAAGCCAAGCGAAGGCAAUGUCGUCCAGUGGAACAUGGAUAUCUUUAGCUUGGGAUGCGUGCUUGCUGAGCUAUUCACGGAAUCGCCAACUUUCACCCUGAGCCAGCUAUUUCGAUUUCGCAAGGGCGAGUAUGAUCCGACCGUUGCUCUGCUGAACAAAGUGGACGAUGAGCACGUGCGGUCAUUGAUUACUAGCAUGAUCCGCCUUGACCCGACCGAAAGGUGGCAUGCUAGCGAUUAUCUGGAUGAGUACAAAGGGAAAGCCUUUCCAUUGUACUUUUACAACCACUUCCACACCCUGAUGCAGGAGAUUACAGAUCCCUCUGCCGGCCGCAAGUCGGUCGCUCCAAGUGAGACGAACAACGGGGAGUCGGACGAACGAAUUGCCAGAAUCUACGAAGACUUUGAGAUGCUCUCAGUUUCGCUCGGAUACCAAGAGACCCAAAUGGCUGGCUCUCACGAACAGGUGAAGCCUCUACAUCUUCGAGGACUCUUCCCUCUAUCAGUCGAUUUGCCGAAUAGUCGACACAUCGCUCACGCGGCCCAUACAACCGAUAGCGAUAACGGUACAUUCAUACUUCUCAACGUCAUCACAGCUUCAAUACGAAGCUCAGCGAGGGCAUCCUCGAAAGUUCGGGCGUGCGAACUGCUUCUCGCUUUUGCCGAGAGACUUCCAGAUGAAGCGAAACUUGAUAGGGUAUUGCCCUAUGUUAUGCCUCUAUUGGACGACGCCAAUGAGAUGGUUCUUGUUGCAGCAUUGAGGACGAUGACCCAACUGCUCGCACUGGUCACAGUCGUCUCACCAGUCAACUCGUUUCUCUUCACCCAGUACAUUUUUCCUAGGCUGCAGAUCUUCGUAAAGAGCAGCGGUUUCACCAAGAACACACUUGUUCGAGCCACUUAUGCAGCAUGCUUAGCAAGCCUUGCUGAGACCGCCUCUCGCUUUCUGGACAUGAUGCAAGCGCUUAGAGCCGAGGGCUCCUUGCCAUCGACAGAAAGGGGCACCGAGAAUGACAUUGACGCUGACGUCCCCAACCAGGAUGCGUACGAUGUCACGCGGUGUGAGGUACUCGAACAGUUCGAAGGGCAGACCAAGGUCUUCCUUACAGAUGGCAACAACUCCGUUCGGCGUGCAUUUCUGACUUCUGUGCCCAGCCUCUGUGUGUUCUUUGGCGAGGCCAGGGCUGCAGACGUGAUCCUAAGUCACUUGAACACCUACAUGAAUGACCCAGAUUGGCUUCUUAAAUGUGCGUUCUUCAAGACAGUCGUCGGUGUUGCGGUGUAUAUCGGAGGCGCGAAUUUGGAAGACUUCAUCUUACCGCUGAUGGUGCAAGCUCUGACGGAUCCGCAAGAAUUCGUUGUCGAGCAAGCACUGAGAUCACUUGCAUCAAUGGCAGAGAUCGGACUCUUGCAGAGACCGAAGACCUGGGAAUUGAUCGAUACUGUCGCUCGAUUCGAAAUGCACCCGAACGUGUGGAUCAAGGAGGCGGCGUCACAUUUCGUAUCUGCCGCCACAACUUACCUUUCAGUGGCCGAUGUCCGAAUUCUCGUCGCCCCGCUGAUCCAGCCAUACCUAAAGGUACCCGUGAGCACUCUGGACGAAUCAGAGCUCUUAGACGCAUUGAAGAAGCCAAUCCCACGAGCAGUGUUAGACCUCGCACUGCAGUGGGCAGGGAGAGUGGAGAAGAGCGUGUUCUGGAAGGCGGCGAAGGAGUCCAAACAGCUUUCGUACACCGCGACGAGCCAGAUGCCGCCGCACUCAUCUGUGGCCGACCUUGGAUCGAAGUCGCUGAGUAGAGUACCAAAGACUGAUGAAGAUGAGCAAUGGCUUGGUCGCUUGAGAAAUGCUGGCAUGUCUCGCGAAGACGAAACGAAGCUCCUUGCUUUCAGAGAGUACUUGUGGCGUGCCGCUCAGCGAUCAAAGCGGGAUAAUGACCACGGCGACGACGGACUCUACGAUCACAUUGUCAGUCUGACCAAGUUGAAGAUUACACCGCAAACCGUCAUCUUUGACAGCGACGUGCGAGCAUAUGAGCAGCGGGUCGAGAGUCAGAAUCGUACUAUUGCUGAGGCAAUUGAAGAAGCUGCAAAGACAAACAAAGAAAGACCCUCGAGAGACGCCACAGCGGAUGCAGAAGCGAUCGCGAGUGGUGCUGAUACGACAGAUCACGAUGGUCCAAGCCGACCUAAGAUUCCCAUACCGCAGUCACGACGUCUUUCCGGUCUCCGAACCAAGACCUCAGGCAGCUUGUCGUCGUCGCCAAGCUCUGGCAUUGGACUUCUUGGAAAGGACGUUGACCGCGCCUUGCGACAGAGAGGCAACGCCGCAGGCUUAUUGGGUGGAGCAGACCUUCGAGGCAAGGCGGAAGCAGCUGUGGCUACGGACGGUGCGACUGCUGCAGGAAAACUUAACGCUCCACGGUCUCUCAGUCGAACAUCUUCACCAGUACCAAACACUGCAGAACGACGGAGAGGCGCUGUAAGAGCUGCUAGCUCACGUACCGUACACAACUACGUCGGGAACGAUCCUACUGUGCUAAAGCUGCUGGACGCUGUCUACUUGGAUAACUUCCCGAUAGACGCUGCCGACUUUGGCCCCUUUGUCCAGCCCUGCAGUGGCGCAUUACCGACCAACAACACUCAACCAGCAUCUACGCAAUGGCGCCCUCAAGGUCAAUUGACAGCCGUGCUGGGUGAACACACCGCCAGAGUAAGCCGAGUUGUACCCGCUCCAGAUCAUGUGUUCUUCCUCACUGGAUCGGAUGAUGGGACGGUUAAAGUGUGGGACUCCUCUCGUCUCGAAAGGAAUGUCACCCACCGCUCUCGUCAAACGUACCGGCUUCCGGCUGAGACACGUGUAACGAGCCUUUGCUUCGUUGAGGCCACACAUUCUUUCGUCUGUACUGGAUCUGAUGGAAGUGUUCACGUGGUGAAAGUGGAGGUCUCUGAGUCCAACAACGUAACACGCUAUGGCAAGCUUCGUCUAGUUCGUGAAUGGAAAAUACCAACAACAGACGGCUCUGGCGAACACGCUGUCUGGUCCGAGCAUUAUCGCGGAGAAAUGGCGAGCACUCUUGUCAUGGUGACAAAUCUCGGCCGUAUCCUCGCUCUAGACCUCAGGUACAUGGCGCUCCUCUUCGAUCUUCACAAUCCUGCACAGCACGGCGCACCCACAUCUUUCUGUAUGAGUCGACGCCACGACUGGCUCCUACUAGGUACAUCACAUGGCGUGCUUGACCUGUGGGACAUGCGUUUUCAGCUCCGAAUCCGAUCAUGGACUUUUGCGAAUCCGGCGGCCAUAACGCGGCUGCAGCUACUACCUGGCAGAAAGACUUCGCGUAGGAAUCGAAUUUGCAUGACGGGUGGUACCGGGCCCGGUGAUGUGACAGUAUGGGACUUGGAAAAGACAGUGUGUCUGGAGCUGUACCGGCCUGAUCAUCCCAACGGCAAAGAAAGGCUACAUCCUCGAGACUAUGAGCUUCGUAAUAUGGAAGAUGAGAAGGCGGAAGGACUGCUGAGCCGAGUCGCUGGAACGGAUGCUAACAAGCCGGAGCAGAAUAGCAACCUGCCGCAUUUGACAAGUUGUUCGGUCUUUGCCUCGCAGCCUUCCACAAAAGAUCCCGAAUCAUCCCACGCCUUCGCGAUUACCGGCGGUCCAGACAACAAAGUCCGCUUCUGGGACUGCGAGCGUCUCGAAGGCUGUAGACUCAUCAGCGGCGGCACACCCGACGAAAAGCCUUCUUACACAUUCAGCCAGCUGAGUAUGGACACGAGGGUACUUUCAGAGAAGCCGCAGGACACUUCUCUUGGCACGGGAACUUUUGAGUCGAACAAGGUCGCACCCAAUUCUUCUGCCAAACGGAAAAUGGGGAUAACGAGACCGACCUCCAGAUACGAUAUCAUACGUAUGUCUGCACAGAAUCUCAUGACAGGUCAUUUGGACACAAUCACGGAUGUUGCGGUACUAGAGAGGCCUUUUGGGAUGGUUUUGAGUGCGGAGCGGAGCGGCCAAGUCUUCGUGCAUCAAUGA
Lecanosticta acicola is the source of this 4644-nucleotide messenger RNA. The record is from the annotation of a GenBank genome assembly. Lineage: Eukaryota; Fungi; Ascomycota; Dothideomycetes; Mycosphaerellales; Mycosphaerellaceae.